AAUCCCAUCGUGACAAUGGCAGCUGCAGAUGUAGAGUUUCGAUGCUUUGUGGGAGGACUGGCAUGGGCCACUACUGACAGGACUCUGGGCAACGCGUUCUCUCAGUUCGGAGAAGUCGUGGAUUCGAAGAUUGUGAAUGAUCGCGAGACCGGGAGAUCGAGGGGAUUCGGAUUUGUGACGUUCAGAGAAGAGCAUGCAUUACGAGAAGCGAUUGAGGGAAUGAAUGGGCAGAGUCUAGAUGGACGCAACAUUACGGUGAAUGAGGCUCAGUCGAGGGCAAAUGGAGGUGGAGGUGGAGGAGGUUUCCGUCAUAGUGGUGGAAGACGGGAAGGAGGUGGAGGCGGUUAUGGUCGUCGUGACAGCGGACCAUAUGGUGGAGGUGGUGGGCGUGGAUAUGAUACCGGGUCUCCGAGGUAUGGUAGCCGUGCGGGAGGUCCAGACAGGAAAUGGAGGAAUAUAUCUCUAGAAAUGAGUUCAGCUGAUGUCGAGUACCGUUGCUUCGUGGGUGGUCUGGCAUGGGCCACUACUGACCGCUCUCUCGAAGACGCCUUCUCUCAGUACGGUGAUGUGGUUGAUUCCAAGAUCAUCAAUGAUCGUGAGACGGGGAGGUCUCGGGGGUUCGGAUUUGUGACCUUCAAGGACGAGAAGGCGAUGAAUGACGCGAUUGAAGGGAUGAACGGGAAGGAACUGGAAGGGCGCAACAUUACUGUGAAUGAGGCUCAGUCUCGUGGAGGCGGCGGCGGUGGACGCCGUGAGGGUGGGUAUGGCGGCGGCGGCGGAGGUUAUGGCGGUGGACGUCGUGAAGGUGGUGGUGGCUAUGGAGGUGGUGGUGGUUAUGGAGGAGGUGGUGGUGGUUCUCGCUACUCGAACCGUGGCGGAAAUGACGGGGGCUGGUGAUUCCAGUUAGUUAGAGUAUUAUGAUGGGGUGCUCUUGAAUCUAGUUAGUAGUAUUAUGUAUGAUCAAGGGGGUGAUUCUAGUUAGUGCAAUGCUGGGUUUGUGCUAUCACGGCUUAUGCUUAUGCCUUUGCCCUCUCUAUCUAUCUAUCUAUCAAUUUCAGUCUUAAAUCUUAAUCAAUAAUUCCA
This is a messenger RNA of Daucus carota subsp. sativus, 1083 nucleotides long. RefSeq names its product glycine-rich RNA-binding protein 7-like. Gene Ontology annotation, molecular function: RNA binding. The record is from RefSeq and is a predicted model, not a curated record. The coding region runs from base 16 to 897 and encodes 293 amino acids. NCBI's taxonomy places the organism in Eukaryota, Viridiplantae, Streptophyta, Magnoliopsida, Apiales, Apiaceae. The transcript has 4 exons.